AGUGACAGUGAACAGGUGGAGGAGGUAGAAGAAGACAACCAUGAAGAUCCAAAUGAUGUGGGAAGGUUUCUUGAGGAGCACAUACAGUGGCCAGUUCAGAACCUGGAAAACGAUGGCCAGGCGGUGAAGGACGUGGUAAACAAACUCCUCUUCAUCUUCAGACAGCUCCUGUCAAAUAGUUUCUUCCCAGUGCUGCGGCUCCCCGUUGAGGUGGACAGUGCCUUUGAAGGAUGGAGUCCUCGUGAAGAAGACAUCGUCUACCGUGUGCUUGUGCCCAUGAUACCCCCCCGUGGGCACAUCUUUUACGUGGAGAUGGGCACUGUGAGCCACAUGCAGGUGAGGUACUCCCGCAUCCGCGUGGAGCUGGAGUGCACCUGCGCAGGGGAGGGGCUGGUGGAGGACAUGCUGUGCUUCCUCCACCACCCCGAGGAGGAGCUGAGGAGAAAUCAGUCUCCCAGACUCCUACACACCCUGCACCCCCUCUGCACUGGCUCCUACCUAGACGUGGAGAAAACUGCCCGCUGGAUGCACCAAUUGGUGAAAGCAGCCUGGGUGGUUUUGCCCGAGUCAUCCCAAUGCCGCCUGAAGAUGUUUCCCCCUCACCGCUCCUGCAAAUUCCAGAUAAAAAAACGCAACAACAAAAAGUUCCUGAUUGAGCUGAUGUUUGGAGUGCAGCGAUGCAAAUCAGAUGUCUUCGUGAGCAACCAGAGUGCAGGGGCCAUCUUCACCCCAAGGACAAUGUGGUUAGAGACCUACGUUGUGGCAGAGAUGAAGUUCUUCAGCCAUGUGGCGAGGCAGGCUCCACGUGACAGCUUCCACCUCAAAUGCCUGCAGCUCUGCGCCCACAUCCUGGUGGGCACAAGUUUUUCCACCUAUUUCUUGAAGACAAUUGUGAUGCACCUCCUGACAAGCAUCCCUGUGUCAGACUGGCGCAGGAGGGAUUUCCUGAUGCGGCUGCUGGAUAUCAUGCAGUACCUGCGCUACUGCCUGGAGGAGAAACGCCUUGACCACUUCUUCUUUGGCAACGAGAACAUGCCCGAGGAGAUAACCUUGCCCCCAGCUUUCCAAACAGCCACACCACCCAAUCUCUUCCAGCACCUGGAGGAGGAUCCGGCCGCCCACGCCGAGGCACUGCGUGAGUUCACAGAGCUGCAAGAUCGACUCACAAGACUGCUGAUUUUCGGCUACUGA
Messenger RNA from Antrostomus carolinensis (chuck-will's-widow), 1191 nucleotides. Its product is annotated as inositol 1,4,5-trisphosphate receptor-interacting protein-like 1. The record is from RefSeq and is a predicted model, not a curated record. Lineage: Eukaryota; Metazoa; Chordata; Aves; Caprimulgiformes; Caprimulgidae. Gene Ontology annotation, cellular component: membrane.